AUGGUUACUCCAGACGAAGAACCUCCAAAGGGCCGUACUAUCCGUACGCCCCCUUUGCUCUUCUCUCACAUGCAGGGAGAGACGACUGCUGCCAAUCACACGCCUUUCCAACACGGCGUCCUCUCGCUCCCACGAUCAACUCCAGGACCUGGCCAUCGCCUUUUGAUCGGAGGGAACCGAGCAACGUACGACUAG
Messenger RNA from Microsporum canis CBS 113480, 195 nucleotides. RefSeq lists its product as uncharacterized. The transcript has 2 exons. The record is from RefSeq and is a predicted model, not a curated record. Bases 1 to 195 code for a protein of 64 amino acids. NCBI's taxonomy places the organism in Eukaryota, Fungi, Ascomycota, Eurotiomycetes, Onygenales, Arthrodermataceae.